Molecule: messenger RNA, 795 nt
Organism: Lathyrus oleraceus (garden pea)
Lineage: Eukaryota; Viridiplantae; Streptophyta; Magnoliopsida; Fabales; Fabaceae
Product: non-symbiotic hemoglobin 1
Exons: 4
Coding region: 155-637 (160 amino acids)
Molecular function (GO): oxygen binding; heme binding
Source: RefSeq, a predicted model, not a curated record
ACACGUCUGCCAAAGAAUCAGGAAUGACCCCCCAUUAGCAUCAAGGGCCAACUUCAUCCUCAAUCAAAUCUCACUAUAAAACCCUUAUCCUUAUAAACCUCUAAACAUCAACCAUUUUCUCACUCCCAUCACAAUUCACAAUCCUUCAAAAAAUAUGAGCACUUUGGAUAGAAAAGGUUUCACGGAAGAGCAAGAAGCUCUUGUGAUAAAGUCAUGGAGUGCAAUGAAGAAGAAUUCCGCAGAACUAGCUCUCAAGUUUUUCUUAAAAAUAUUUGAGAUUGCUCCAUCAGCUCAAAAACUGUUCUCAUUCUUGAAAGACUCAAAUGUUCCUUUGGAGCAAAACACCAAGCUCAAGCCACAUGCCAUGUCUGUCUUUCUCAUGACAUGUGAAUCAGCAGUUCAACUAAGAAAGGCCGGGAAAGUCACGGUUAGGGAAUCUAGCUUGAAAAAAUUAGGUGCUACACAUUUUAAAAAUGGUGUAGUAGAUGAGCAUUUUGAGGUGACAAAGUUUGCACUAUUGGAGACAAUAAAAGAAGCAGUGCCUGAAAUGUGGUCACCGGAUAUGAAGAAUGCAUGGGGAGAAGCUUAUGAUCAGUUGGUGGAUGCAAUCAAAUCUGAAAUGAAACCUUCUUCUUAAAAUCUUUUCUUCCUAGAAUGAAUAAGUUUGAUAUAAAGACACUUGGUCUCUUAUACUUUCUCUAGUCCUUUUAAUAGGAUCUAUAUGAAUCCACAAAAUUUUUGAUGCAUUUAGUUUAUAUAUUAGAUAGAAAUAAAUAAAGUUUGAGUUUUGGGUUA